GGUAAAUGUCAUUAAUUGUCAAUAUUCUUAAAAAUCACAUUUCUGUUGGGUGGCUGCAGCUCGCAAGAAAAUUGCAUACGGUUUGAUUAAAAGGUAAAAUUGUGCAAUUACUGUGGUAUAAAAAUCUUGAGAAAAUACCUUUUUACAUUUGAAUAUCAUGCAUAGAGCGAGACAAGUUAUUAAAGGGGUCACUGGUCCCAAAGGACAGGCAUUUGCAGGAUGGUUAUUAUCAAAAAAUGUUGCCCCCAUAUCUGUAGCUAGUAGGACAUACAAUGUACCUGCAGCGGCAGAAUCAUUCUUAAAUGGAAGCUCAGCCACAUAUGUUGAGGAUAUGUACAAUGCUUGGCUUGUAGACCCUUCAAGUGUACAUGCAUCAUGGGACUCAUUUUUCCGAAACUCAGCAUCUGGAGGUGUUGGCUACCAAGCUCCCCCAUCCUUGGCCCCUUUGGGCAAAAACGAAGUACCUGCACUGUCUUUCCUACCAUCUAUAGCUGGAGCAGCAGGAGCACCAGUCAGUGAAAAAGUUAUUGAUGACCAUCUCGCCGUACAGGCUAUCAUUAGAAGUUACCAGAUACGUGGCCAUCAUAUAGCCAAAUUGGACCCGUUGGGCAUAAACAGUGCAGAUUUGGACGAUAGAACACCGCAGGAACUACUUUACACACACUAUAGUUUCGACCAUCCAUCUCAGACCUAUUCUGAAGAACUCAGGAGACAAGUCCAUGAAUUUAUGAAGAAUGAAGCCGAUAUGGACCGUGUGUUCAAAUUACCAUCUACGACUUUCAUUGGUGGCAAAGAGAAACAACUGCCCCUGAGAGAAAUUUUGCGUCGUCUAGAAUUGGCCUAUUGCAGGCACAUAGGCGUUGAAUUUAUGUUUAUCAAUAGUUUGGAACAGUGUAAUUGGAUUAGACAAAGGCUGGAAAGUCCUGGAUGUAUGGAAAUUAGUGCAGAUGAUAAACGCUUAAUAUUGGCCCGAUUGACUAGAGCUACAGGUUUCGAAUCUUUCUUGGCUCGUAAAUGGUCAUCCGAAAAGAGAUUUGGUUUGGAAGGUUGUGAAAUACUCAUUCCAGCCAUGAAGAAUAUCAUUGACAAAUCCACCGAGUUCGGAGUUGAGAGUAUAGUUAUGGGAAUGCCACACAGAGGUCGUCUUAACGUUCUCGCGAAUGUAUGCCGCAAGCCUCUACCUCAACUGUUCACGCAGUUCGCCGGUCUAGAAGCCGAAGAUGACGGAUCUGGUGAUGUCAAGUACCAUUUGGGAACAUACAUCGAAAGAUUGAACAGAGUAACGAACAAAAAUAUCCGCCUUGCUGUCUGCGCCAAUCCAUCUCACUUGGAAGCCGUGGAUCCCGUUGUGCAAGGUAAAACGAAAGCCGAACAAUUUUACAGGGGAGACGGAGAAGGUAAAAAGGUUAUGUCCAUACUUCUUCAUGGAGAUGCCGCUUUCUGUGGACAAGGCGUCGUUUUCGAAACGAUGCACUUGUCUGAUUUGCCAGCUUAUACCACACAUGGAACCAUCCACAUCGUUGUGAACAAUCAGAUCGGUUUCACCACCGAUCCAAGGCACUCUAGAUCUUCUCCAUACUGCACAGAUGUCGCCCGCGUGGUCAACGCCCCCAUCUUCCACGUCAACUCCGACGACCCGGAGAGCGUGAUGCACAUCUGCAAGAUCGCUGCCGAAUGGAGGGCCACCUUCCACAAGGACGUUGUCAUCGACCUUGUGUGCUACCGUAGAAACGGCCACAACGAAAUCGACGAGCCCAUGUUCACGCAGCCUCUCAUGUACCGCAAGAUCAGAAACACCAAGCCCGUUUUGGAGAAGUACUCUGAACAGCUGAUCGCCGAAGGCGUGGUCAAUGCCGACGAGGUGAAAGACGUCAAGGCCAAAUACGAGAAGAUCUGCGAAGACGCCCUCGAGCAAGCGAGGAAGGAGACUCACAUCAAGUACAAGGAUUGGUUGGACAGUCCCUGGUCUGGUUUCUUUGAAGGCAAGGACCCAUUGAAGGUUGGACCUACAGGCGUCAACGAAGACACCUUGAUCCACAUCGGAAAGAGGUUCUCUUCACCACCUCCAAACGCUGCCGAAUUUGUUAUCCACAAAGGUAUUGAGCGUAUUCUUAAAUCGAGACUGCAGAUGGUUGAAGAGCGCACCACCGAUUGGGCUCUUGGAGAAGCCAUGGCUUUCGGAUCUCUGUUGAAGGAAGGAAUUCAUGUUCGUCUUUCUGGUCAAGAUGUCGAGAGAGGCACUUUCUCCCAUCGUCAUCACGUCUUGCAUCAUCAAGCUGUGGACAAAGCCACCUACAAACCACUAUGCAACUUGUAUCCAGAUCAGGCGCCGUACACAGUGUGCAACAGUUCCCUUUCUGAGUUUGGCGUUCUGGGUUUCGAACUGGGUUACUCUAUGACCAACCCAAAUGCCCUGGUAAUUUGGGAGGCUCAAUUUGGAGAUUUCUGCAACACAGCUCAGUGUAUCAUCGAUCAGUUCAUCUCUUCCGGUCAAGCCAAAUGGGUGAGACAGAGUGGACUGGUCAUGCUUUUGCCCCACGGUUACGAAGGUAUGGGCCCCGAACACUCUAGCUGUCGCCCAGAACGUUUCCUUCAGAUGUGCUCAGACGACCCCGACUACAUGCCACCGGAAAGUGACGAGUUCGCCGUCCGCCAACUUCACGACAUCAACUGGAUCGUGGCCAACUGCACCACCCCAGCCAACUUGUUCCAUAUCCUCAGGAGGCAGAUCGCUCUGCCCUUCCGUAAACCUCUCAUUCUCCUGACUCCCAAGAGUCUGUUGAGACAUCCAGAGGCCAAGAGCAGUUUCGACGACAUGGUCGACGGCACCGAGUUCAAGAGGAUCAUCCCUGACGAAAGCGUCGGUAGCCAGGCCAAAAAAUUGGUCUUCUGCACCGGCAGGGUCUACUACGAUUUGAAGAAGAAGAGGGAAGAAAAGGAUCUGGCUAACGACAUCGCUUUGAUCAGGGUUGAACAGAUUUCUCCCUUCCCAUUCGAUCUGAUCAAGAAAGAAUGCGAUAAAUAUCCCAAUGCUGAGAUAGCCUGGGCACAAGAAGAACACAAAAACCAAGGAUAUUGGACCUAUGUUCAGCCAAGGUUUGAAACUAUAUUCAAUGGACAACGUGAACUUCGUAGUACGGAAUCUAAAAGUUGGCUCUCUAGUAUGUUUGGGCGAAGUAAGCCAAAAGAAGCACCAAUAAAAAAGGAACGACAAAGAGAGAUUAGCUAUGUUGGCAGACCUACUGCUCCAAGCACUGCAACUGGUAGCAAAGCCCAACAUCUGAAGGAACUGUCGAGUCUACUAGAAGGAGCAAUGGAGUUGCAUUAAAUUUUUGAACAAUUGUUUUGAUCGAUGACUUCACUAGGUACUAGAAUAAUCACUACUCUCUCUGUCCUUGAGAAUAUUAAAAUUUUAAGUAGGACAUGAUUAUUUUAGUUAUUUUUGUUCAAUCUGCACCAAAAGUAAGAUUAAUAUGAUGUAAGUAUGUAUAUAGCACUGUUGUUUUGUGUAUUAUAUUUUGAUUGUUACUCAGCCCGAAUUGUUGAGGUAAAGGGCUGUCAAAGCUUCAAGUAUGAUUGUAAGUGCUAAAAGUAUUGUAAUACUUAAUCUCCUGUGAGAACUGGUCAGGUGAACUUGAAAGUAUUUUUCAUUUGUUAUUUAUUUAUUAAAAGUAUGUAUGACUAUGGCUGAUGAAUAAAUUUUACUCAUAUACUUA
Messenger RNA from Harmonia axyridis, 3716 nucleotides. It is a transcript of the gene Nc73EF, whose product is annotated as 2-oxoglutarate dehydrogenase, mitochondrial. The coding region runs from base 158 to 3328 and encodes 1056 amino acids. The transcript has 16 exons. Gene Ontology annotation, biological process: tricarboxylic acid cycle. The record is from RefSeq and is a predicted model, not a curated record. NCBI's taxonomy places the organism in Eukaryota, Metazoa, Arthropoda, Insecta, Coleoptera, Coccinellidae. Gene Ontology annotation, molecular function: thiamine pyrophosphate binding; oxoglutarate dehydrogenase (succinyl-transferring) activity. Gene Ontology annotation, cellular component: oxoglutarate dehydrogenase complex; mitochondrion.